GCAUCAGUUGUGAUUUCUUAAGUGAAUCAGUGAGUUCUGUGGAAGACAUUUGUAGUUGAAAAAAAAAUAAGAAGUCUCAAAGAUGAAGACCAUUGUGAUUGUUCUGUCUUGCAUUGUUGCGUGUUGUUUGGCCGCUCCUCAGGGUCCACGGGAUAAUGAAGUGCAACUGGUACGAUAUGUGAAUAAUCAAGAUCAGGAUCAGGAAGGAGGAUACCAAUUUACGUAUGAGUUGAGUGAUGGACAGAUCCGUUCUGAAUCUGGUGCCCUAAAGGAUGUUGGCGAAUCACCUGUGAUUGUUGUUCAGGGAGCUUAUACCUUUGUGGGACCUGAUGGACUAAUCUACUGGGUGAACUACACAGCCGAUGAGAAUGGUUUCCAUCCUGUGGUCGGAACUGGACCCGAGGGUGGUAUCAAGCCAGGACAGGAUCAAGGAAUUGACCCUAAUGCCCUGAAAUCUCUCGUUGGAUAAGCACUUACUUCCAUCCCAUUAUCCUCAAAAGACAUCCAAUCCGUCCAAUACAGAGAAGACUCUAAAUUAACCAGUAUUUAACUGUCUUCAGUUGUUAUCCCUUUGAGAUGGUGAUGUUCUCAAAGGGAUGUCAAGGUAUCACUUGUUGAAAUGCAAUUUUUCCCCUUGCUGACCACUUUUUUUUACCCAAAAUAAAAAAAACUCCAAGU
Messenger RNA from Phlebotomus papatasi, 678 nucleotides. RefSeq names its product endocuticle structural glycoprotein SgAbd-5-like. The record is from RefSeq and is a predicted model, not a curated record. The coding region runs from base 83 to 469 and encodes 128 amino acids. The transcript has 3 exons. NCBI's taxonomy places the organism in Eukaryota, Metazoa, Arthropoda, Insecta, Diptera, Psychodidae. Gene Ontology annotation, cellular component: chitin-based extracellular matrix. Gene Ontology annotation, molecular function: structural constituent of chitin-based larval cuticle.